AUGGCGAAAUUUCUCAAGAAAAAUAUCUUUACCCGAUAUGGAACGCCCCGUGCCUUAAUCAGCGAUGAAGGCUCACAUUUCAUCAACUGCAUCAUCACCAACCUGUUGACCAAGUUUAAUGUCAGCCAUAGAGUUGCAACCGCCUAUCACCCACAAACAAAUGGGCAGGCAGAAAUUUCUAACAGAGAGAUAAAAACUAUCUUGGAAAAGGUAGCCAGUAUCUUCAGGAAGGAUUGGUCACCCAAGCUUGAUAAAGCACUGUGGGCAUAUAGAACUGCCUUUAAAACUCCAAUUGGCAUGUCCCCAUAUGCUCUGGUCUUCAGAAAAUCUUGUCAUUUGCCUGUCGAGUUGAAACACAGGGCCAUGUGGGCAAGCAAAAAGCUUAACUUUGAUUUGGCAAACGUUGGGAAAGUCCGGAAGUUGCAGUUGAAUGAGCUAGUCGAGUGGCGAUGA
Benincasa hispida (wax gourd) is the source of this 453-nucleotide messenger RNA. NCBI's taxonomy places the organism in Eukaryota, Viridiplantae, Streptophyta, Magnoliopsida, Cucurbitales, Cucurbitaceae. The record is from RefSeq and is a predicted model, not a curated record.